AUGGAGCAAAAUUACUUAUUAACACGACGAGUCAAAUUAUCGUUAAUAGUGGUGUUAGCAUACUUCGUUGCUUCCAAAAUUUUGCAAUGGCAUUUCAUCCUCCAAUACCGCUUAUCAACACCUCCAAAAGGUUUUUAUAACAGCCAAUUUGAAGCUGUCGCCAAAGCUUUUAGGCAAAAUUUUGAAGAGGGUUUUGAAAGAGAAGGUGCACAUUUAACAGUUAUUCAGAAUGGAAAAGUUAUAAUAAAUUUAUGGAAUGGUUAUUCGGAUUCAGAAUCAUUUCGUGAAUGGAAUCAUAAUACCAAAACAGUUUUAUUUUCAACCACAAAGGCAAUUGCUGCACUUUGCUUAGCAAUGCAAGUCGAUCGAGCUGGUCUAUCAUAUGAUGAUCUGGUAGUAAAAUAUUGGCCAGAAUAUGGACAACAUGGAAAACAUAUGACAACAAUUGAAGAUAUUUUAACACAUAAAGCUGGAAUUCCAUAUGUUGAUAAUCUUACAAUAGAAGAUGUGGCAAAUGAAAAAAGAAUUAUGAAGAUAAUCGAGCAAACUAUGCCUGUUUGGAAGCCUGGCACUGCUACUGGAUAUCAUGCUCUAACAUUUGGUUGGUUGAUUGAUGGUGUUUUUCGUAAAGUGGAUGAGAAAGGUCGCAAUAUCAAAACAUUCCUUCAAGAAGAAAUUGCUGACAAAUAUGGUAUUAACAUCACUAUUGGUUUACCAAAGCAAGAAUUCAAGAAUUUAGCUCGACUAACUCAGCCUGGAUUGCUUGAAUAUGCUCGAGAUACACUGCUAGAUCUACGACUGAUUAUCAUGCUUGCAAUAAUGUAUGCCCAACCGUCAAAUUCUCUGGCUGCAAGAAUUCGAGCUCAUGCAUCAUGGAUUCCACUGAGUUUUGAUACCAUUGCACUGAAUGAUCCAGAUAUUAUUGAAUUAAACAUGGCAGCAAUAGGUGGUGUCAGCGAUGCUUAUAAUUUGGCAAAACUUUUUUCACUGGCAAUUGAUGGUACACUUUUAAGCAAUCGAACACUUGCACAGGUAACUCAACCAACCGUGACUAAUUGGCAUUUGGAACAGGUUUUGCUCUAUCCAUUCGUCAAAGGUCGGGGAUUCUUCUUUGAUAAACACCCUACCAAUAAGAAUAGUUACUUGUUUGGGCAUCCGGGAUAUGGUUGCCAAGUAUUGAAUAUCGAUUUCGACAACAAGAUAGUCAUUGCUUACGUAUCAAAUGGUCUAAAAACAGGAAGCGGUGAAAUGUGCAGAACAUAUCAGUCGAUACUUCGAUCUCUCUACCGGUCAUUAUGA
Molecule: messenger RNA, 1299 nt
Organism: Cercopithifilaria johnstoni
Lineage: Eukaryota; Metazoa; Nematoda; Chromadorea; Rhabditida; Onchocercidae
Source: the annotation of a GenBank genome assembly